Mytilus californianus (California mussel) is the source of this 1119-nucleotide messenger RNA. RefSeq lists its product as uncharacterized. The transcript has 7 exons. Bases 467 to 1099 code for a protein of 210 amino acids. The record is from RefSeq and is a predicted model, not a curated record. NCBI's taxonomy places the organism in Eukaryota, Metazoa, Mollusca, Bivalvia, Mytilida, Mytilidae.
CGUAAAUAGCCUUGUAAAGAUUUUAUCUAAAACUUUUUCAAUAUGUAUUAUACAGGGAUUUAAUUAGAGAAAUAUUGAAGACAUGUUUUUGGUGUUUUUGAAGCAGAAAUGCUAAUUUGUCAUGAUAUCCAGGUGAUUUGCUUUACAUGUUUUUGCAAGAUCAAGCUACGACGAUUAAAUCAUAUAAGUUGCGUCACGUGAUCAAAAUGAAGAUUAAACAGUGAUCUUAUGUACGUUGUUCCAUAUUUCAGUAUUUUCCUGAAUUCAAUAUUUUAUAGAAUAUCGGGUCAAGGAAAACAUACAGUUUUCGUUUCAUGUCUCAUUCUGUGAUAAAGAUAAAGAUACAAGUUAAUCCAGAGAAGCACUUCGGACGCUUAAAAAUUUCAUAAGGUGUGAUUUACAUUAUGGACUAUUAUAUUAUUGGGAGUUCAAGAUAUUACUGUUGUUAGUGAUCAUUGAUAUUGGAAUGGGAAUACAAUGUCCGGAUUCAUCGCAAUGGAAAUUGAGGACAAAAGGAAUUUGCAACACGGUAGAGCCGUGGUAUUAUUGUUUAUUUGAUGAAAAUUCUUUGAAGUAUAAAGAGUUCUGCAGAAACAAACAAGAUUUUCAUAAGCCAGGAUAUAAGUAUGUAGUUAGUGGAAAUAUCAACGGAAAACCAUGCAAUGUAGUUAGGUUUCAGCCAUUCAAGUUCAAAACAGAUGGAAACAGUAGAUGUGUCUUCCAAAAGUCAUUAUGUACUGAAGAGGGUCAGGUUGAUUUCAAUAAUGGCACAACGGUAUCAGACAGUACUUGUCGGUGUGAUUUUACUAGAGGAUAUGCUUUUGUUUCUACACCAAAAGAUCUUUGCUUCUGUGUCCCAUCGAAUGAGGAUUGUUCAUGUUUCAAGAAACCGUGUAGAGAAAAUGAAAUACUCACCCCUGAUUAUGAAUGCGUAGAAACAGAUCAUCUGAUUGGUGGUUUCGCCUGUCCCGUAAUAAGGAAGCAAAGGCUACCUGAUAUUUCUUUAAAGACUGAAAAUGAUAUUACAAAAGUUGUGCACCGAGGAACUAUACGUAUACCAGAAAGAAAGAACAUAGUUUUUUGUAUUCCUUAUUUGUAAGUAAAACCCGUUAGUGUUCC